UCUGUACCAAUACAGCACAGCACAAUCCGUGCAUCUGACUAGACUAUGGUGGCAGUUUGCACAUAUGGAUCUCUAGAGAGCGAGCUUGCAGAAACGUGUGCGGUACGAAUGCACCGCACCGACAAGACGAACUGAUUUCCGAUUCCAACUUCUGUAACUGUGGUCAUCAUCGUAGUCGUCGUCGGGAGCUCGGAAAUGAGGAACGAAGCAAUUUCCUUAGCAGUACCGGUUCUGCUCCUGAUGGCCGUCCACAUCCAGGUCCAGGCAGCGGUGGAUAUAUUUUCCGGAAUGGAUGCCACCACGACGGAGCUGCCAACGGGUGGUCAAGACGUGGACGCAGAGCAGCUGGAACAAGGGCCGCAAACGUGCAUUGCUGAUGUCUAUUCGAAGAAACCGAUUAAGUUCGAUGAGAGUGCUCUCUCGUUAGACUCGAUAAGCAGCGCGGUGAAGACAUUUCCGAAACCACCUCCCAUGCCUAAGCUUCCGCAGACGUGGGCUCGCUUCACGAAUAUCUUCCAGUUGCCUCGGUUCUCGGAGAUGGGUCAGGAGUUCAAGGCGAUAAUCGAUCAGUACCGUGCGGUGAUCCAGAUCUACGUGAACCAGUGGAUGGGAUUCUUCAAGCAACGCUACCAGACGGCAGUUGAGAACGUUCAAGGCCAGGUUCAGGAGAUGAACCGAAAGAUCCACGACUCGUUUGCCACUCACUUCGAAGAGUUUCAGGAUGUGUGUCUUCCGGAUCGGGACGCAUGUCUCCAAAGCAUUCAGAAAGGUAUCGAGAGCUAUGACGAGCGGUUGAACAAGAACGUGGCAGCGUGCGAGAGCUUUGCAAAGCGGCAGGUCGAUCAACACAAACGCUGGGUCGAGAAGGAAAGGAAGCUGCUGGAGAGGCCUUUCCUGCGGGUGGAGGAUUGUUUCGGCAAAGGGCGCGUCGGGAUCAGUUUGACUUCGUGCGUGGGGAAUAUGGUAGGAAACGUGGUGAAAGCCUCAACGGACGGCCUCAAACGCUUCUCCGAAGCCAUGGGAACGGCUUCCAACAGCCUGGUGGACCGGUUGGGAAAGUUUCAGGAGUGCGUUGUCGACCGGCGAAAGCUUCUGGACCGAGGUCAAGAGCGAAUUGCCGACCGAGCCAAGCGCUGUCUGCGGAAACAACAGGACAAGGACGUUUUCGGCGGAGACGAAGACGCGGGAUUCGAGGACGAUGAGGGAGUGUUUUGAGAAGCUUUGAUUUGAUGCGAUAUCGUUUUGGGGAGGGAAAUAUACUUUCUGCUAGGACAUUAAAA
Messenger RNA from Aedes albopictus (Asian tiger mosquito), 1280 nucleotides. RefSeq lists its product as uncharacterized. The record is from RefSeq and is a predicted model, not a curated record. Bases 196 to 1215 code for a protein of 339 amino acids. NCBI's taxonomy places the organism in Eukaryota, Metazoa, Arthropoda, Insecta, Diptera, Culicidae. The transcript is spliced from 4 exons.